Messenger RNA from Prosopis cineraria, 372 nucleotides. RefSeq lists its product as uncharacterized. The transcript has a single exon. Gene Ontology annotation, molecular function: RNA-DNA hybrid ribonuclease activity; nucleic acid binding. The record is from RefSeq and is a predicted model, not a curated record. Bases 1 to 372 code for a protein of 123 amino acids. NCBI's taxonomy places the organism in Eukaryota, Viridiplantae, Streptophyta, Magnoliopsida, Fabales, Fabaceae.
AUGCAUAAUGGAGUUGGCAAAGAUAGCUUGGAAGCUGAGCUCUGGGCAGUUCUUCUUGGACUGAAAGAAGGCUGGGACUUAGGCUAUCGAAAAGUUAUUGCGGAGAGUGAUGCACUUGAAGCAAUGCAUUUGGUUUCAGUGAAUACGCCUCCCUUGCACCAAUAUCUUAACAUCAUUGAUGAAAUUCACAGCAUUCUUGGGAAGGACUGGCAAGCGUCUUUAUGCCAUAUUAACAGGGAAGGAAAUGAAGUUGCUAAUUACUUAGCCAAAUAUGCUCUUAGUUGCUGGCCAGGAUUUUAUCGUAUUUCUACUCCACCCCCUGAGCUUGUGGAUUUACUCUCAGCUGAUUGCAAUAACCUUUACCAGGUUUAA